This is a messenger RNA of Salvia hispanica, 1853 nucleotides long. Its product is annotated as PLC-like phosphodiesterases superfamily protein. Lineage: Eukaryota; Viridiplantae; Streptophyta; Magnoliopsida; Lamiales; Lamiaceae. Gene Ontology annotation, biological process: lipid metabolic process. Gene Ontology annotation, molecular function: phosphoric diester hydrolase activity. The record is from RefSeq and is a predicted model, not a curated record.
UUAAACAUAAACAAAGCUAAAUUAAUAUGCAUUGCCCAUAAUAUAAGUGAUAUCUGUUCCUUUAUUUCCUCUUUCCCUUUUGGCUUUUAUUUUCUUGUUUGUGUAUGUUGAGGGUUUCCAGUUUCGGAUAGAAAGAAGAAGAAGAGAGAUAGACGCAGCAGCAGCAAACACAAUCCCAGUGAAUCACAGCAGCCGCAGUAUGAUGAGGACAUGCACCACUGCUACAUUUCUACUCAUCACAGCUCUCUUCUUCACCGCCGAACCUCAGCUUCUCAAUUCCUGCUCCACCGCCAAUGACUGCCCCCACGGCCUUUACUGCGGCAAUUGCCCCUCCCUCGCCAAAUCGCAGCCAUUCUGCAUCAGAGGCCAAGCUCAAAUCCCUACUUCCGUGGUCAGUGGACUGCCGUUUAACAAAUACUCCUGGCUCCUCACUCAUAAUGCUUUCUCAAUUGUGGAUGCGCCUCUGCUGACUGGUGCUCAAAGAGUCACUUUCUACAAUCAGGAGGAUUCUGUUACUAAUCAGCUGAUGAAUGGAGUGAGGGGGUUGAUGCUGGAUAUGUACGACUUCGCGAAUGAUAUCUGGCUCUGCCAUUCCUUCCGCGGCCAGUGCUACAACUUCACUGCCUUUGAGCCAGCAGUCGAUGCAUUGAAAGAAGUGGAAGCGUUCUUGACACAGAACCCUUCGGAGAUUGUUACCAUCAUAAUUGAGGAUUAUGUUCGUGCGCCCAAAGGGUUGACACGGGUGUUUGCCGAGGCUGGUUUGGAUAAAUAUUGGUUUCCCGUUGCCAAAAUGCCAAGGAGAGGUGCGGAUUGGCCCACUGUCAACACCAUGGUGAAGAACAACUAUAGGCUGCUAGUUUUUACUUCCGAUUCUUCUAAAGAGGCGUCUGAAGGAAUUGCAUACCAGUGGAAGUACAUGGUGGAGAAUGAACCGGGAGAUCCAGGGGUGGUGCCUGGAUCGUGCCCUAACAGAAAGGAAUCAAAGCCACUUAACUCGAAAAGUGCCUCUCUGUUUCUGAUGAAUUACUUCCCAACUAUUCCAGUUCAAAGUGAAGCUUGCAAGGAGCAUUCUGCACCACUUGCUGAUAUGGUGGGAACUUGUUACAAAGCUGCUGGGAAUAUGAUGCCCAAUUUUGUGGCAGUGAACUUUUACAUGAGAAGUGAUGGAGGAGGGGUAUUUGAUGAUCUGGAUCGAAUGAAUGGCCAGACAUUGUGUGGGUGUGCAACCGUCUCUGCUUGCCAGGCUGGAGCACCUUUUGGAAGUUGCAAAGCUGUUGGCAUGCCUAACACGAGCUCCACAACUACAGGCAAUGCUGGAAGCUUCUCUGGGUCUGUUCAGUUAUCCGGAGACGCAUCAGCGGUCAAUGCUCCUGGUGUGUCAUUCAUGUGCUUGUUUCUGGUCCUUAUAACCUUUUGCUUAUUUUGAUGAGGAUCGAAACAUGGAAGCUCCGUUGAGGUGCACAGAUGAGUUAAACCUAGGGUCUCCUAUUGCUGUAGCCUCUGAAGUUUUGGGUUCAGAAUAUAUUAGCUAUAGAUAAGACGAUACUAUCUUACAGCAGACAUUGAGGAAUCAACUACGGAGCUCGGAAUAGAGAGAGCGACAGGGAAGACAGGCCAAAUGCUAUGAGGUGCGGCCACUUUCUAUAUAUACUUCUUCCAUUCUACGUGUGCGCCUGUGGCAUGAGUUUCUGAUCUCAUUUUACCGUGUAGUUUGCUGGUCGUUGAGUUGUGGAGAUUGUCAAAAAAGUGUGGAUACAGCAUUAUUGUUAGACAUGAAAAUCUAGUACUAUUAUUAUUGCAUACAAAGCACCUCUUCUAUGUUCCACUUGCAAUUAUAAAUCAUUUAUUUUCAA